Molecule: messenger RNA, 4411 nt
Organism: Nothobranchius furzeri (turquoise killifish)
Lineage: Eukaryota; Metazoa; Chordata; Actinopteri; Cyprinodontiformes; Nothobranchiidae
Source: RefSeq, a predicted model, not a curated record
CGCAUGCUCCGCCUUGUAGCCGUUAGCAGAGCAGCAGGAUAAUAGCCGGAGUGUAUAAUGGCGGCCUCUGUGUUGAUGGGGGCGGCGGAAAACGCCGGACUCCACUUCACGGUCGGAGCCGGAGGCAGCACCAGGACUGCUUUAAUAGGAAACGCAAACGGACUGGACCCGGUGGGUCCGGCUUCCUGGAACCGUUCUCUGGAGCGGGCGCUGGAUGAAGCCUCGGUAACAGGGUGUGUAAACCUGAGCGGCAGGAAGCUGAAGGAGUUCCCCCGGAGCGCUGCCAACCACGACCUGACGGACACAAUAAAGGCCGAUUUGUCUCGGAACCGCAUGUCGGAGCUUCCUCUGGAGGUUUGUCUCUUCGUGUCUCUGGAGUAUCUGAAUCUGUACCAGAACUGUCUCAGGUCUUUGCCAGACAGCCUCGUGAACCUGCAGACACUGACCUAUUUGAACCUCAGUCGGAACCAGCUGUCCGUCCUCCCGCCAGUCAUCUGCAGCCUCCCUCUGAAGGUUCUGAUCGCAUCCAACAACAAACUGGUUUCUCUGCCAGAAGAACUGGGUCAGCUGAGACUCCUCACAGAACUGGAUGUAAGCUGUAAUGAGAUCCAGAGGGUACCGUCUCAGGUGGGCCACCUGGAGGCACUGAGAGACCUGAAUAUCAGAAGGAAUCACCUGAUCCAGCUUCCUCCAGAGCUGGCUGGGCUUCCUCUGGUUCGUCUCGAUUUCUCCUGCAACAAGGUGACGUCCAUCCCUCUCUGCUAUCGGCGACUUACACAGCUGCAGUCCAUCAUGCUCGACAACAACCCGCUUCAGAGCCCACCUGCACAGAUAUGCAUCAAAGGAAAGGUCCACAUCUUCAAAUACCUGAACAUGGAGGCCAGCAAGACCACACCAGAGCUGCCUGAAUACGACAGACCACCUCUGACUGGCGUGGACGAGCAGUUUCCUGGUCGUCCCUACGGAGCGCUGGACUCCGGAUUCAACAGCGUCGACAGCGGUGACAAGAGAUGGCUGGGCAACGAGCCUUCAGAGGAGCCGUCAGAGAUGCCGAGUCGAGCGGUGGAGAUCAGCAGAGACCACCGACACGGAGUCGCAGCGUCAGUGCUUCCCAAUGGGAUACAUGUAGAGCUAGAGCAGAUAGACUUCAUCGACAGCUGUGCUGAGGAAGAGGAGGAGGGUAAGAAUCACAAAGGAGGAGACGGCAACAGCCUCAGCUCUCAGUUCAUGGCCUACAUCGAGAGACGCAUCACUAAAGAGGGCUCUCCUGUAAAAAACAACUUGUCAGAAGACAUGAAGAGACACAGCAGGAGUGUGGUGGAUGGUGUCAGCGGGCCCAUUCCCUCCAACAGUCAGAGAGCUGGUUCUGGUUCUGGAGGUGUGGAAAGGAUCAGGAGGGAAGCUCAGCUUGCUGCUCUGAGGUACAAUGAAGAGAGGCAGAAGAACCGCCCACCGCAGAGAGAAAACGCCACCAGCUACACCAAGAAUAAUGCCUCUCUGAGCCCAACCAAGUCCUGUCUAGAUGCUGAGAACAUCUACCCGUCCAGACGCUCCACCCACACAGACGACUCUGCCCUCAUUAUGCAGGGUGAGGACCGAGCUGCUUGGUCUCCAACAGGUAAGACCACCAACCCUACCUCCUAUCCCCUACUCAACCCCUUACUCACAGUUAUCCUCCUCUCAGCCAAUCGGUCACCUUCAUACCCCAGCUCAGGGGGCGGGGCUUCCUGUCGGAUGCCCAGCGUUCGCCCCGAGAGCUUCCUGUAUCGCCUCAGCCAGAGAGAAGACAAGAGGAAAGGGGACGCUGCUGCUGAUCCUUCUCAGAGUCAACAGGAGGCUCCGCCUGCUCCACCUCUGGUUGGAGAAGAUGCCGAACUGGUGGAGCAGCUGAGAAAGAACAUCGAGGCCCGUCUCAAGGUGUCGUUACCUAGCGACCUGGGAGCAGCUCUGACAGAUGGGGUAGUGCUGUGUCACCUGGCCAAUCACGUGAGGCCGCGUUCCGUGCCCAGUAUCCACGUGCCCUCGCCCGCUGUGCCCAAACUGACCAUGGCCAAGUGUCGCCGGAAUGUGGAGAACUUCCUGGAGGCCUGUCGUCGGAUUGGGGUUCCACAGAGUAAGUUGUGUCUUCCUCUUCACAUCCUGGAAGAGCGAGGGCUCCCCCAGGUGGCUGGAACCGUCAGCGCGCUGCUCGAUCUGGCCCCGCCCAGACACUCCGUUGGCAUGACGACUGCAGCAGCCGGUCCUUCUGUCACCAUUUAGACUUCUCAGCUGCAUCUGCUCAGACGACCAGGGCUCGCCACCUCCAAACGACCUGUGUGAUGUCACAGGAACACAGAAUGUAAACCCAUGAUUUUAUAGGACCGCGACCCUGUUGGUGUUGCUAUGGUUACGAUGCAGCAGCUCAGGUCGGCCAGGUAGAGGAAGUUUUACAACAGAACCACAAAGUUCAACGUUUAGCAUAAAUUAUGAGUUCUGGUCCCAACGGCGGACGCUGGGUUAAAAUGCGUCACAAGACUGGACCUACCGCAACACCGAAACUUCAGCGUGUCCCCUUUCUCUGAGGACACAGUUAAACGUCUCUGUCCACCUACACUGGAUCUCAUUGUUUUAGAGGAAAGAUUCUGAUGACCCGUUUAGCUAAAACCCAAACUCAUUAGGUUCUAAUGAUGGAGGAACCCAGAAACGUUGUUUAAAAAACAACUAAAUCAAGUUUCAAACUUGGCUGAUUUUGCACAAAAUCAUAAUUCUACCUGUAAACGGUUAAAGGAUGAGAUGUCUCACCUGGCUUCGGGCCGAGUUCCAUUCUUCUGGGAGGCCAUUGCCACAAGGAUUCAUGUUUAAUUGGGACACCUCCAAACACUAAAUCAGACAGGAAGUGGGUUUAAUCUGUGAGUUUGAGUUCAUUCCUACUAACUUUCAUCAGCUCUGGACUGGAUCAGAACCAGAACCUAACGUGUAAACACUCAAACCUCUGACCACAGACGGGAGUUGGUUUGACCUUAAUCAGGUAAAAGUUCAUGAUGCAUGAUGAUUCCACACACCGGUUGGCUUAAGGGGCUGUGUGUGAUGGGAUUAACACCAGUCUUUAAUGGGUCAGAACAUUCUGAUGGGUCAGUUCUGUUUGUCUUCGUUAGAUCCAAACUCUCGUGUUACUAAUGUCAUCAGAAUAACUUCACCCUGAACUCUGACUUGCAGGAUUUCAGGAAGAUGUCAGAUGUUUGUUUAAAUGUUUGUGUUGUUCAGACGGAGGUCUCAGGUGAGUCAUGUGAUCACCUGGCUGAUGUCAUAUGGAUCUUUACCACUCUAGACGGAUGAUCGCAUCCAGCAGGAAGUUCUGUCUCGCAGCGGAGGUGGAUCGGGUGGUCUCUGUUGCAUGCAGCCGUUGGUGUAAAUAUAGACAUGUAAAUAUUUUGUGUAUAUGAGGGUGAAACCCAUGUGUUAUCAUGAAAACGCAGCCUGUUGAAAGCCCCAGUCACCAUGGCAACACAUGUUUUUAAAGAAAAAUUGAACAGAAAAUAGUCUCGUGGAGUCCUGCAGCUGUUUGCUGACACUAAUUUUAUUUAAAUGCACUUUUCACGGAAAACAAAAGAACUGAAUAAUGGACGUGUUUAAAAGGAGCUGGACGAAAGGAGGGAGGGACAAGCUGGCGGGAGACGGAGCAACAUGAACUUUGUUUUUUAUUUAAAUAUAAAAGUUUUAGAUUACUCGUUUAACGAGGACUCGCGCUGCGUUCAGGUGACGUGGGACAUCAAUAAACACUAAAUCUAACAUCUGUUGUUUCUUUGUGUGCAAGAGUGUGUGUGGGCUAUGUGAGAGAGUAAGUCUGCACCACCCCACACCCCUACCUGUUCUAACAACAUGCAUCAACAGGAGGCAGAGGGAGACUCGGGGCCUUCUCACACCUCUCCUGAGCUCAUUGUCUGGAGCUGGGGUGUUGGGUCGCUUUGCUCUGCGUUUGGUGGGGUGACCUGCUCAUUCUUACCUCAAUAAGAAUGGGACCAUCUCCUGGGUCUGGGACUGGUUGUGUCUUCUGAGCAGUAGUACCUGGACCAGUGAGUGUAGGACUAUUCUAUUCCAGGCCUCGAGGGCCGGUGUCCAGCACGUUUUGGUUAUUACCCUGCUUCAACACAUGAUUUAAAUCAGCAGGUGAUCAACAGGCUUCUGCAGAGCCCGAUGAGCUGCUGCACAGGUGAUUCAACCACUGAAUCUAGUGUGUUGGACCAGAGAAACCACUAAAACCUGCUGGGUACCGGCCCUCAAGGCCCGGAAUUGAUUAGCCCCGGUGUAGAGUGUAUGACAUUCAUUAUUUUGUCUUUGGGUUGGAUGUGUUUAUGUGUUCUGUAUGAGGAUGAGAGUGUGACUUUAUCCCUCUAAUUUCCCUCUGGGAUUAAUAAAGUAUUUUUGAAUUGAA